Molecule: messenger RNA, 1167 nt
Organism: Macadamia integrifolia
Lineage: Eukaryota; Viridiplantae; Streptophyta; Magnoliopsida; Proteales; Proteaceae
Exons: 3
Coding region: 1-1167 (388 amino acids)
Source: RefSeq, a predicted model, not a curated record
AUGAAUGUUAAGUGUGCUAUUGAAUACCAUUGGAGUGGAAAGACUGUAGUUAAAAUUGUUGAUCCAGACUUAUAUGGCUACUUGGACAUGGUGUAUGACAUCUACAAUGAACUCAUCACACAUGUGCCUGUGGGUCAUUAUGUAGUUUUUCAAGCGAAGUGUAUACUACCAAACAAUGACAUAAAGGAGGUAACAGAUGAUCCAUCAGUGUAUGAGUUGUUUGGCUUGCAUAGUUGUGAUAUGAUAAAUAUAUAUGUGGAUGACAUUGUUCACAGCAAGUCUGCAACCGUUGAAUUUACAGUUAACCGGUUCCCUAGUAGUCUGGUUAAUGAUAGAGAUGGUGAACUUGAUGAUGAACCUAGUGGACAAUGUCAACAGACUUUACAACCAUAUGGUACUGGUCCUGGUAGAGCAGGGGAAAAAUUUUUCGAAGAUGAGUGGGAUGAUGAAAGUGAAAAAGAAGAUGGUCAGAAUGACAGUGAAUCUAUAGAGGAUGAUGGGUAUAGAAAAAAUGAUGAGGAUCCAAUUGAUGAUGACCUAUCUGGAUAUGAAUCUAAAGAGUAUUAUGGCAAAUUUGAUGAACAGAACUAUGUAGGUGAAGGUGGCAAGGUGAAGAUUGCUGAAGAUGGUAUCACCUACAUGGUAAAGACAUAUAACCCAGUUCAUACAUGUAUUAAGGCAACCAAGAACAAGUCUGCUACAUCUAGAUGGCUAGCAAUGGAACCUCUUCAACAGCUGAAGGUUCAACCAGAAAUGAAAAUAGAGACCAUGGCUGAUCACAUGCAGAAAACAUAUGAUAUUCAGUUCCACUAUACCAAGCUAUAUAGGGCAUGCAUGAUUGCCCUAGAGAUUAAUGAAGGAAGCCAUUCCACAUCAUAUGCAAAAUUACCUGCUUAUGCUAGGUUGGUACUUCAGAAGGAUGUUGGGAGUAUUUUUAAGCUCCAGUUUGAGACCAGGAACCGUAUGUCAGAUAAUCUAAUUUUUAAAAGAUUGUUUGUCUGUUUUGAUGCUUGCAAGAAGGGUUUCUUAAGAGGAUGUAGACCGUUCAUUUGUCUUGAUGGCUGCCACCUCAAGGGCCGGUAUGGAGGGGUUCUGUUGAGUGCAAUAUCUGUUGAUGGGAACAAUGGUAUUUUUUCGAUUGCAUAUGGUGUAGUUGAAGUAGUGUAA